Messenger RNA from Mycena citricolor, 3075 nucleotides. The record is from the annotation of a GenBank genome assembly. Lineage: Eukaryota; Fungi; Basidiomycota; Agaricomycetes; Agaricales; Mycenaceae.
AUGUAUCACACUCGUCCUCAGUAUUAUUAUCCGCCUGCGCCGAGCAUUGCCCCGCUGAGCGCUGCUAUGUUCAGCCCCCUUGGAGAACCUGCUCCGUGGAAGGGACACCGGCAGAGGAAGACCAGCUCCGCUUCUCUGGAGACUGUCGAUCGAAUCGAAAGAAACAUUCCAGCGAGCUCUUCACGGAAGCUUUCCAGCGGAGGAUUCUUUCCGAUUCCAGAGCUCGAAGACGGCGUCGAUUACUUCAAGAUUGGAGAUUCGGUUCGCAUCCGGCGAUGGAAUGCCAGCACUGACAGCUAUUCGGGCUGGUAUGUCGGGCAGGUCGUGCGCCCGAUUCUGAUCGAGAACGAGGAUGGGAGCCAGCGUCGCACCUACGUCGUUUCGUUCGCCAAUCCGCGGACGAAAGAGCCGCAGGAAAAAAUGUUCUCGCCAUUCUUCAAGGAGAUCGCGCCGCUGGAAUGUGCUGGGGACGGCGUUUCUUCUCUGCGGGACGAGUUCAGCAGCGGCCGGCAGAUCGUGCUGGCUCCGCUGCCUGUGGCGCGUUCGGUGGCGUCUGGGUCGACUGGAUCGACGAAGGAGGUCGUGUAUACGCCUGCUGCCGUCCUCACUGCCCCGGAUGACCAUGGACGCGUUCGAUUACGGGUGUUGGAAGGGCCUGCCGCGGACAGAGAGUUUGAUCAUUUUGCAAUCAAGUAUGCGCGCCCGUAUAGUGUUGCCAACUCAGGUGGAUCCGACUCGACAUGUCUGCUCUUCCUUCUCAACCGCUAUCUCAAUGACGUCCGCGGUGCGUCAACAUCCCGUCCAAAAGGCCUAGAGAGUCGCAGAAUCUCCCCCGAGGACGCGCACUCCAGACUUGUGUCGCUCACCAUCGACCAUGACCUCCAGCCGUCCUCCGCCGCCAUGGCCGCGCACUGCGCGAGCGUCGCCAAGACGCUCGGCGUCAAACACGCCUCCGCCGUCAUCCCGUGGGGCGCCGCGCCGCACCCGGACAAACCGCAGCCCGGGACGCCCUUCGAGACGGCCGCGCGCACCUCGCGCUACCACACGAUGUUCGAGAUGAUGCUGCGCGAGGGCGUCGACGUGCUCGCGCUCGGACACCAUGCGGACGACCAGGUCGAGACGUCGCUGAUGCGCCUGGGGAAGGGCUCGACGGAGAUGGGCGCGGGCGGCAUGAAGCGCGUGCGCCGGUGGGGUAUGUGCGCGGUCGAUACGCGGGGGGAACUGGGUUUCGCUGGGCUGCCGGGGAUGUCGCGAUGGAUGAUUCGUCCCUUGCUGGAUGUUAGCAAGGACCGAAUUCUGGCGACGUGUGCCGAGGAGAAUCUGGAAUACGUGACCGACUCUACCAACUUCCAGCCCGAACUUACAAUCCGGAACUCUAUCCGAAAGCUAUUGUCACUCAACACGCUUGACUCUACGGCUCUCGGGACAGACAUUCCUGAGCAUAUCCAGGAACAUAUCGAUCAAAUUCAAGAAGGUCUAUCGGAUCUGGAAUUGGUCAACAUCGACCCUGCCGAUGGGCCCGAAUCUGUGCGCAUGUCGGUGUUGAGUCUCACGGAUCAGGUGGAAGAUAUCGAAAGCGAAGUGGACAGCUGCCUCAAUCGGUGUCGCCUGCCCUCGCCAGAGGGCACAAUGCUCCUUUCGUACCGCGGUCUCAAAACCAUCCACGACAUGAACGUCCGCCGGGCGCUCAUCCUGCGAAUCACGCGCUACCUGUCGCUCAACCCGUGGGGCUCUCUCCGCGCAGACGGAAACCGGCGCCGACAGAGUCUGGUGCGGAUCAUGAAGGCGCUGUGGACACCAGAUCCCAUCGGGGCGGGCCUCGCACCUUUCGCGGCGGGCGGCGGCGUUCUCUGGCAGCCUGUGACAGUCGGAUCUACUCGAAUACGGUUCAGUGCGACCAAGUAUACCCCACAGCCGGGUGACAUCGACGGCUGGCUGGUAUCGCGCCAGCCCCCCAUCCAGAUGCGCACUGUUAUCGAGGAGGAGCUCGAAAAUGCCGUGCGCGUUGAUAUCACCGAGCAAUUCAGGGCGAAGCUGGAGGCCAGAGACCAUGACAAGGGCACGAAGAUGCAGAUUAUGUGGGACAAUCGUUUCUUGGUGACCUUCGACAUGCACUCUGUCCCGGACGAUGUCGCGGCUGGCAUCCUCUCAGGAUCAGACCGGCUACUCAUACACCCUGUCACGCGGUGGUACUGGCCCAAGGUCCUCUGGCAGACCGCCGAGCCCAAGGAGUGGAUCGUACUGCACUCGACAGUCGUCUCCGACCGAAACAUCAAUCCCUUCAGACUGGACCGCGACACCAUGUUCGACUGGCAAUACGUGCGCACAGAGAAGAAGACCGCAGACUGGAUCCGCUCCGAGUGGAUCCGUCCGCUGACCGCGCUCUGAAAACGGGGGUGGAAAGCUAUAGUUUCGGUAGUACGACGAGGAACAUUUCGAUUACGUCGUGCCAGAUCUGGAUGUCGAAGUAAUCGAAACAGUUGUGCCCGAACUCCAGCGUCGGGACCGCCCCCGGAUAGGCGCCGACUUCUACCUUGCGUGCCCAGGGAAUCCGUUGCAGGAUCUCUUCACUACACGAGGGAGGCAGGAUCGCGUCUAAGCUGCCGUGGAUGACGAGGAAUCGGGUGUCCCGGGACAGCUUGUGGUAGUGGUUUCCGAGAUCAAAGCUGUAUCCCUGAAUACAUCGUCAGCUGUAUUCCAGAUUCCGCACAUUAGAAACUUGCUGCCUGCAACUGCUUUGCGAUGACUGCUCUCGGCCUUCGUUGUUCAGUUCGGUUGCAAGUUCUGCACGCUGCCUGUCUCACCGUCCGAUUGUGCUCGUUUGAAUCCAAUAGUUCAAGCGCGCUUCGUUGCGGGGGUCCUCCAUCCAUCGUGGAUCGAAAGCGGAUCUGAAGGCAGCUUUUGAUACGUUCCUCUCCGGCCUAGUAUUUUCCUUUGGCCUCCUAACCGGACGAACUCGCAGACCGUAAUUCUGGUCGGUGAUCACCGAGCACAGCGAAGAAGCGAAGACGACAUGGGUAACGACGAAGGGAAGAGAUUCGGGUGCCGUUGCGUGGAAUGGUAGGAAGAUCAGCG